UUCGAGAUGAAAUGAGAAAGAAAUCUAUCGAAAUUUUAGGAAUAAUGUAGUGAUGACCUAACAUUAUUCUUACUACUGAAAUUUCAUUGCUCUUUUCUUUCUAUUCUUUUCGCUUUCUUCAAUCAAAUUUCAAUUUCAUUUUCAAUUUCAAUCUUUUGAAUCGAAAUGGGUUGUACGGUGAGAGAGAAACACAUCAGAGCUAAUCGGCGACCACGAUCAACGGCGACGGCGAAACCUGAUUCCGAUUCAUCGGAAAUCAAAGAUGCGAUUUCGAAAUCCAUAGAGGAAUCGGGUCUCAAACCCUUCAAAUACGAUCUUUCUCGUGUUGAUUCUUUGAAUUCUCACUGUCUGAUUCCUAUUCCCAAUCCAAACCCUAAUUCUGAUGAACCUGGUUGGGGCUACUGCACUGAGGAGCAAUUGGAGGAGAUUUUGUUGAAGAAUUUGGAGUUUGUUUACAAUGAAGCUGUUUCGAAGAUUGUUGCUUUGGGUUAUGAUGAAGAUACGGCUUUGAAAGCGGUUUUGAGGAAUGGGCAUUGUUAUGGUGGGAUGGAUGUUUUGACGAAUAUUUUGCAUAAUUCGUUGGCGUUUUUGAAUAGUAAUAGCGGUGCUUAUGUUGGUGUUGGUGUUAAUGGUGCUGUUUGUGCUGGUUUUGCUCGUGAGGGUGAGAAUAUGGAUGAGCUUGAACCGGUUUUCGCUGAUUUGAAGCAUUUGGAGGAGUAUUCUUUGGCUGGGAUGGUGUGUUUGUUGCAACAGGUUAGGCCGAAUUUGAGUAAAGGUGAUGCAAUGUGGUGUUUGCUAAUGAGUGAUCUUCAUGUUGGGAAAGCUAGUACUAUAGAGAUUCCUGUGCCGGGGAGUGCGGGUGCGAGGGGAGCUGCUGCUGUUGAAUCUGGUGGUGGUGGUGGUGGUGGUAAGGCUCGUACUAAACCGGUUGCUCAUAGGUCUUUUCCACCCUGUAAGUUUCAUGAGGGGUGGGGAUUUGGAAAUGGGGAUUACCCCACGAAUGCGAAUGGGAUAUUGUCUUGUGCUCCGGUUUUGCAGAGGGAGAUUGAAUUCCCGAAGAGGUUUGAUCUUUCUCCGCCAAUGAAGUGCUUGUUGAAGAGAAAUGUUGCCAUGUUUGCUGCUGGUUUUAGAGCAAACACCAAGCAAUUGCAGGCGAAGGGGAAGGCCAAUGUUCCUGGUCGUAGUGCUGUGUCAAAUUUGGAUUCUCCGGUUGUAUCUGGGGCUGAAACCACGGUUGAUCCGUGUGGACACUCUCGGGUUGUUGAUAACCAAGAGGCUGUGAACUCGGUGCUGAGUAAAUUUCGUGACUUGAAUCUUGAUGAAAAUUUGGAGUUUGUGGCUGAGGAUCAGAAGGAUGAAGUGAUAGUGAGUAUAUUUCAUCAGAUAAAGGAUUUGGAAAAACAGGCCAAGGAGCGGAAAGAAUGGGCUUAUCAGAAAGCAUUGCAGGCCGCGAAGAAGCUAAGCAGUGAUUUGACCGAGCUCAAAACAUUACGGAUGGAUAGAGAGGAGACCCAGAAAUUGAAGAAAGGGAAACAGGCACUUGAGGAUACAACCAUGAAGAGACUCUCGGAGAUGGAGAAUGCUUUGAGAAAAGCUAGUGGUCAAGUGGACCGUGCAAAUGGAGCUGUGAGAAGAUUAGAGACUGAGAAUGCUGAAAUCAGAGCAGAGAUGGAGGCCUCCAAAUUAAGUGCAUCAGAGUCAGUGACAGCUUGCUUGGAAGUUGCAAAAAAGGAGAAAAAAUACUUGAAGAAACUUCUAGCUUGGGAAAAACAGAAAGCUAAGCUGCAAAAGGAGAUUUCUGAUUUGAAAGAGAAGAUAUUAGAGGAUCGAGAAGUGUCAGCUCAGAAUAAGCAGCGCCAAAAAGAAGCUGAGGCUAAAUGGAAGGAGGAGUUGAAGGCUCAAGAAGAUGCCUUGGCACUAGUUGAUGAGGAGCGCCGUUCCAAGGAAGCAGCUGAAUCAGAUAAUAAGAGGGGAUUUGAGGCUUUGCGUCUCAAGAUAGAAUUAGAUUUCCAGCGCCACAAGGAUGAUCUAAGCAGACUUGAGAAUGAUCUUUCGCGCCUUAAAGCAUCUGUUCGAUCUGCUGCAUUGCAUCACCAAAAUACUUCACCUAUCAAAGACUUUGAGGGUACAAAGCCUCAAAGAGAGACAAUUGCUAAGCUGCUUCUGGAUUUGGAUGAUUUAUCAGAAAGUGAAGCUAAUAACAACAGAGAAUGCAUUAUAUGUAUGAAGGAUGAAGUCUCCGUUGUUUUCUUGCCGUGUGCUCACCAAGUCAUGUGUGCUAAAUGCAGUGAUGAGUAUGGGAAGAAUGGUAAGGCUGCUUGUCCUUGCUGCCGAGUUCAAAUCCAACAGAGAAUCCGUGUAUUUGGGGCAUGCUCGUAGCUUAAUUUAUAGAUAUAUUUCAGUGACUUGGGUAAGAUAUACCCCGUGAAUUUUACAUAAAUUUGCACUUACUUAUUGGGACAAUUUGUCUCCCUGUUCUCCAGAUUGCAUAGGAGUUUUGUUGAUAGGCAAGAAUUGUUCCUAUUUAUUAUUUACAUUUACAUACAGCAUAAAAUAAAAUAAAAACAAAGUUCUUGCAUUAGCUUA
Medicago truncatula (barrel medic) is the source of this 2586-nucleotide messenger RNA. RefSeq names its product MND1-interacting protein 1. The transcript is spliced from 2 exons. Lineage: Eukaryota; Viridiplantae; Streptophyta; Magnoliopsida; Fabales; Fabaceae. The record is from RefSeq and is a predicted model, not a curated record. Bases 166 to 2379 code for a protein of 737 amino acids.